ACUGAGGCGUUGUCUAUAAAAGCAGCCAACCAACCCAUAAGAAGGAGAGGAAGGAGAGACAGAAGACUAGUCUGUCAGCGCAGAACACACAAACACACACACACACACACACACACACUCACUGUCUGUCUGUCGGGAACAAACACGCGCCAACACAACCACUCACACACACUCCUAGGACAUGAACACUCUCAUCCUCUCCUCUCUGCUGUGUUUGGUUUUCAGCGCUCUAGGUGUCCUGGGAUCCUCAGUGACGUUCUCAGCAGGGCUGAGCCAUGUGACGGGGGCAUUGGCCUCAGGGGAAGGGGAGGAGCUACAGAGCUCUCUGGGCGAUGAGGAGGAACUGGAGCUUGAAGAAGAUCUGUCGGGAGGAACACCUACAGACGGCUCAGCACAACCAGUGCUGCGUCACAGUAAGGACCAAAAAGAAAAGGGGAAAAGUCAGAAAGGAAAAAGGAAUAAAGGGAAGAAGAAGAAGAAGACACAAAUCUCCACAGCCUUCAACCCUGAACACACGUCGUCAGGACACACGUCGUCAGGACACACGUCGUCAGGACACACGUCGUCAGGACACACGUCGUCAGGACACACGUCGUCAGGACACACGUCGUCAGGACACACGUCGUCAGGACACACGUCGGAGUUCCCGGCCGGACACACACACCAGACGUCGGGGCGUGUCACAGAGGACCCUUGUAGCUCUUCCCACACGGGCUACUGUAUCCAUGGACUCUGCAAGUACAUGGCAGACCUGAGAGAGCCAGUGUGCAUGUGUAAUAAAGGUUAUGACGGUGAGCGCUGUGGGAUCUUGCUCCUGCCUACGACGAACAAGGAAGACAACGUCAGAGCCGAGGUGGUUCAGACUGUCCUGGUCGUUAUAGCUGUGGUUCUCUCCAGCUUCAGCUGCCUCGCCAUACUGCUCAUGGCCUGCACACAUUACAGGACUCAUAAGAACUUUCUGGCUACCUAUCUGGGCAGUGAGAAGCAACAGCUCCAGAAAACCAUGCCCUGUGACAUCAAAGUGUGACCAUCAGCUGAGAACUUAAAGGUCUGGAACCAUGAGAACCGGGAGAACCAUUGGAGAAACCGGUGCCGGCUCUUACCCAGCGGAGUGAUCUACUGAACACACUCUACAACGCCAGACAGUAGAACUUUCUGUAGAAGAACCAGCAUAGAACCGCCUUGAAGAACCAGCAUAGAACCGCCUUGAAGAACCAGCAUAGAACCGCCUUGAAGAACCAGCAUAGAACCGCCUUGAAGAACCAGCAUAGAACCGCCUUGAAGAACCAGCAUAGAACCGCCUUGAAGAACCAGCAUAGAACCGCCUUGAAGAACCAGCAUAGAACCGCCUUGAAGAACCAGCAUAGAACCGCCUUGAAGAACCAGCAUAGAACCGCCUUGAAGAACCAGCAUAGAACCGCCUUGAAGAACCAGCACAGAACUGCCUUGUUAUUGUAAUUUAUUGGAUUAUUUAUUGGUGACAGAGUGUUGUUUUAUUAGAUAUGAUUGGACUGCGAUGUUGAGCAUCAUGCUACCGCUACGUUAUUGUUAUUUAUUAACCAUACUGUUCCUAGGUCAGAUCUACUGUACUGGAAUCAAUCUGUUCACCAAUAAAGUCCCUCUCUGUUAAGAAAA
This is a messenger RNA of Salmo salar (Atlantic salmon), 1635 nucleotides long. The record is from RefSeq and is a predicted model, not a curated record. Lineage: Eukaryota; Metazoa; Chordata; Actinopteri; Salmoniformes; Salmonidae.